Caenorhabditis angaria is the source of this 627-nucleotide messenger RNA. NCBI's taxonomy places the organism in Eukaryota, Metazoa, Nematoda, Chromadorea, Rhabditida, Rhabditidae. The record is from the annotation of a GenBank genome assembly.
AUGACGGAACAUUUGAUAUAUUUUGGUUUGCUUUUAUUAACUUUGAUACAAUGUGGAGGGAAAAAGAAAGGAAAAACUUUAUCAAAUUCUGAUCCAUCGAAUGUGGAAAAUGAUUCAACUUCAAAACAAUCAGCGAAAUCUCCGGGUGGUGAAGCAGCUGGUGGACCAAAAGCACCAGCUGAUAAAAAUGCGCAAGCUGCGACGCACGAUCCGAAUUAUCAAACAUUAGCAGGUGUUGAUGGAAAUUGUUUUGGCAAUAAAGGAGGUGCAGCUCCUGCUGGAGGACCAAAAGCACCUGCAGCCGGAGGAGGAAUGGCUGCAACACAUGAUCCGAAUUAUCAAACACUUGCUGGAGUUGAUGGAAAUUGUUUCGCGGAUAAAGGUGGCGCUGCAAAACCUGCUGCAGCAGCUGGGGGAAAACCACAAAUGGCAGCGACUCAUGAUCCCAAUUAUCAAACUCUGGCUGGACUAGGAAAUGAUGUAUUCAACAAACCUGCUGCUGGAGGUGCUGCAGCUCCAGCCAAACCGGCUGCACCAGCUGUUGGUGGAAAACCUGGAAUGGCUGCAACACACGAUCCGAACUAUCAAACAUUGGCUGGAUUGGGAAAUGAUGUAUUCAAAAAAUAA